AUGGAAGGUAGUUUAAAGCCGCCACGAGGUUUGAUUCUCAAUGGAGAAAAAGCGAAUUGGACGAAAUUCAAGCAGCAGUUUGAUAUCUACAUGAAAGCCACGGGCCUAGAAAAUAAAGCAGAUGAUAGAAAAAUUGCCAUAUUUAUGAAUAUAGCUGGGGAAGAAGCUCUAGAUGUCUUUAACACCUUUAAGCUAUCAAAUCAAGAUAAGAGUGAUUACACAAAGGUUUUGGAAGAAUUUGAGAAGUAUUGUGCUCCAAGGAAGAACAUCAUAAACGAAAGUUUUAAGUUUUUUAGCAGAGUACAAAGACCAGAUGAAGACUUUGACCAUUUUCUUACAGAACUAUGUGUACAAGCAAAACUAUGUGAGUUUCAGGAUCAAGAAGAGAGGUUAAUCCGUGACAGAAUUGUAAUUGGAACAAAUGAUCCAUUAUUGCAAGAGAGAAUGUUACGUGAAAAGAAUCUUACAUUAACAAAAGCAAUCGCGUACUGUCGAGCUUCAGAGGCAGGAAAAAGUCAUGCAAGAAGGCUACAGGAAAAGGUAGAAGUUGCAAUGAUAAAGAAAGAAAUCUUUAAUUGUAAGAAAUGUGGAAAAAACCACAAGAUAAGAGAAUGUCCAGCUUAUGGGAAGAAAUGUGCAGCUUGCAAGGAGAGGAAUCAUUUUGCAACCAUGUGUCACAAAGCAAGACAGGAAAGAAGUGAGCCACAAGAAAAGAAAUCAGUAGAAAGAGUGAAAAACAAGAAAAGAGUAAAUGAAGUCAAAGAACAGGAACAAGAAGAUAUUGAAGAAGAAAAAACAUUUUAUUUGGAUACGUUGGUAUUAGGUCAGUUAGAUAAGGUAAGCCAGUUAGUAAACCUUAAUAGUUCUAUAAAUAGUUUACAAACUGAGUGGUACCAAAAAAUGAAAAUAAACAAAGAGUUUAUCCAAUUUAAAUUAGAUACAGGCGCAGAGUCUAAUACUUUACCUUAUAAUUACUUUCAGAAAUUAAACAAAAACAAUUCUUUAAACUUAAAGGAAACUAAGUUAAUUCUCACGUCAUACAGUGGCAAUAAAUUUAAACCGUUAGGGUCAGUAAAUUUAGAGUGUAAGUUAAAUAAAAAAGUUAACAAGGUAGAUUUUUUGGUGGUAGAUCUCAACAAUGCAGUACCUAUCUUAGGACUAGAAAGUUGUCUAAAAUUCAAUUUAUUAAAAAGAGUCAAUGAAAUUACAAGCAAAGAAACAAAAGAACAGUUUGUUAGUAGGAACAAAGAUGUUUUUACAGGGUUAGGUAAGAUAGGUAAGUACAAAAUUAAAUUGAUAGGAGAACCUGAACCGAUUAUUAAGCCAAUAAGAAGAGUUCCAGAAGCUGUAAGUCACAAAUUAAAAAACACCUUAGAAAUUAUGGAAAAGAAAGGCAUAAUAAUAAAAGUCAAUGAACCAACAGAAUGGUGCCAAAAUUUGGUAAUCGUGGAAAAACCAGACAAAUCAUUGAGGGUAUGCCUGGAUCCAAAAGAUUUAAACCGAUAUAUAGGGAGAGAAAGGUAUUUAAUACCAUCACCUGAAGAAUUGUGCAAUAGGCUAGCGGGAAAGGAAGUCUUUAGUGUAUUAGACAUGAAAGAUGGGUUCUAUCAAAUAGAGCUUGAUGAACCAAGUAGCUACUUAUGCAAAUCAUUGAGGGUAUGCCUGAAGGGAAGUCAGUUUGAUGAUACUUUAAAUUUACAAAGAGAAAUUAAUCAUCCUGAUCCAAACACAGUAAGUGAUCAACCUAAUGAGAUAAUUAACAAUUCAGAUAGACCAACAACUAGGUCAGGAAGAGUUUCUAAACGUCCUACAUAUCUAAAAGACUAUUGUGCAUAA
Molecule: messenger RNA, 1836 nt
Organism: Sitophilus oryzae (rice weevil)
Lineage: Eukaryota; Metazoa; Arthropoda; Insecta; Coleoptera; Curculionidae
Exons: 2
Coding region: 1-1836 (611 amino acids)
Source: RefSeq, a predicted model, not a curated record